ACAAACUAUAUAUCAUGAAAAAAUACAGAUGAAUGUGUUACAGGGAAAUGACAAAAUAUUUAUUGCAAAUAAAUUGCUGGUGAAUGCAUAGAUUUAAAGUGAUUGUGACCUUUGUCUGUUUUUGAAAAAUGAGUUCGUUGUAUUCCUAGUUUUUGCCUACUCGUUGCGCCGUUACUAGUUAGACUGUUGUAAUUUCAGGAUUCGGAUUCUUUUGAAUGAUGCGAUAUAUGAACUUUACAUAAUCAUAAAUGCGCAUACGCGUUGCUCUUGGUAACGAAACGUAUUCGACAUAUUAGGCCAACAUGAGCAGAGUAAACAAAAAGCCGAUGAAUAAUAAAUAUUAAAUAUGAUUUCCCGUUCGACAAAAUACUUAAUAUAGAUUUAUCGUUUAUUCAAAAAUAGUUAUAUGUUAUACAUUUGUCACCAUUAGAUUUAUAUAAACAUUUAAAACAACACUUUAAUUCUUGAAUUUUUCUCCAGGAUUUAAUUUUUUAUUCACAAAUAUAAUAAUAAAAUAUGGCAACAGAAAAGGAUUUGAUCAAUGCUGUAACUGAAUCUCUUAAAGCUGAUGGAGAAUUAGGUCGUAUAAAAGCAAAAGUACGUACAGAAGUAAUAAAAUUAUUAGAUAAUUCAAAUAAAGGAAAUAAAAUGAAACUUCCAAAACCUUCUCAAGAUAUUGUAUUUAUAAAUGAACUCAUACGAGAAUAUUUAGAUUGGAUGGGAUAUAAAUAUAGUUCAACUGUAUUUAUCUCAGAGUGUAAUUUAUCCAAACAACCAAUUGACAGAUCAUUGCUUGUGCAAAGUUUAAGGACAAUGGAAAGUGAAAGUAGCACAAAUGUACCUUUAUUGUGUAGUAUUGUGGAAACAUUUAGAAACUUAAAAACGACAUGAACAUUUACAAGUGCAAAUUAGAAACUUAGAUGUAUUAAAAAUUUUAUAUUAUAAAAUAAAAAAAUAGUACAAUUUUU
Megachile rotundata (alfalfa leafcutting bee) is the source of this 968-nucleotide messenger RNA. RefSeq names its product centrosomal protein 20. Gene Ontology annotation, cellular component: motile cilium; ciliary basal body; centrosome. NCBI's taxonomy places the organism in Eukaryota, Metazoa, Arthropoda, Insecta, Hymenoptera, Megachilidae. Gene Ontology annotation, molecular function: protein binding. The record is from RefSeq and is a predicted model, not a curated record. Gene Ontology annotation, biological process: cilium assembly; microtubule anchoring.